This is a messenger RNA of Scylla paramamosain (green mud crab), 3809 nucleotides long. RefSeq names its product serine/threonine-protein kinase PAK 2-like. The record is from RefSeq and is a predicted model, not a curated record. Gene Ontology annotation, biological process: regulation of axonogenesis; regulation of MAPK cascade; protein phosphorylation. Gene Ontology annotation, molecular function: ATP binding; protein serine/threonine kinase activity. Gene Ontology annotation, cellular component: cytoplasm. The transcript is spliced from 11 exons. NCBI's taxonomy places the organism in Eukaryota, Metazoa, Arthropoda, Malacostraca, Decapoda, Portunidae. The coding region runs from base 91 to 1470 and encodes 459 amino acids.
UGUUAUCAGAGCCCGCGGCGCACACACAGGAAGCCACAGUGCCUCGCGUCAUUAACGGCCACACUCCUGCGCACUGCACAGUCGGCCAGAAUGAAGGCAGUAUUUACGAAGUUGUUCGGAAAAAGAGAAACCACCUUUACAGAUGAUGUUGAAAUAUCCCAUCCUAAUGAGGUUCAGCACAAUGUGCAUGUCACAUUCAACAAGGAGACGCAGUCUUUUGAGGGCAUUCCUGAAGCAUGGAAGAAAUUAAUUGGCAAUGCUAUCAGUGAGGAUGAGAUGGUGAACAACCCAGAAGCAGCCAUAGCUGCAGCAAAAUAUCUUAAAUAUUCUAUUAAGCGAAAAGAAACUGCAGUAAAGAUAAUACCCACAGCUGAAGUGAUUUUAGAAGAAACUGAGGCUAUAGAAAAAAUUUUUGAAAAUGGAAAAGACACUGAUGAGCCAAAUGAAGACAAUAAUCAAGACACAGGUGCACUGUCAGCCCACAUCAUGCGCAAAGAUGUCAGUAAGAAGCCUGAAGCAGAAAAUAAGGAAAGUCCAGUGCCAGUUCGAAGAAGAAAAGAAAAUAUAAGUGACGAAGAACUAAUGGAAAAAUUCAGGGAACAGUGUUCUCCACUGAAUCCAAAAUUGCUUUAUGAGCGAGACCAAGAGCUUGGUGCCGGGGCAUCUGGCACUGUCUUCAUAGCAAAAGAGAAGGCCACAGGUCGCAUUGUUGCCAUAAAGGAUAUCAAUCUCAACAAGCAACCGAAAAAAGAAUUGAUUUUAAAUGAAAUAGAUGUCAUGAAGAAUAUAAAUCAUGAAAAUCUGGUGAACUUUCUUGAUGCUUUUCUGUUAGAUGAUCAUUUAUGGGUUGUAAUGGAGCUUCUUGAUGGUGGAGCUUUGACUGAUGUUGUCACAGAAACAGUCAUGAAGGAGAGCCAGAUUGCUGCUGUUUGUCUCCACACACUGAAGGGAAUAAAAUACCUACAUGACAGAGGAAUAAUCCACAGAGAUAUUAAGUCAGACAACAUUCUUCUUGGCAAGGAUGGAUCUGUGAAAGUAACAGAUUUUGGUUUUUGUGCCAACAUCUCCGGUGAUGAGAAGCGUCAGACCAUGGUUGGGACUCCGUACUGGAUGGCUCCAGAGGUUGUAAAUCGAAAGCAGUAUGGGAAAAAAGUUGACAUCUGGUCUCUUGGUAUUAUGGCAAUAGAAAUGGUUGAAGGAGAGCCACCUUACUUAAAAGAAACUCCUCUCCGUGCCCUGUAUCUUAUCGCAGCCAAUGGGAAGCCAGAGAUUCCAUCAUGGAGUAAUUUAAGUCCAGAAUUUCAGGAUUUUCUCAACCAGUGCCUUCAAGUUGAUAUGGAUAAGAGGGCAUCAGCUGCACAACUGCUAAUUCACAUCUUCCUCUCAAAGGCCAUCUCCACUGUUACACUCAAACCUCUCAUUGAAGCAGCUCGGAAAAAUCUUGGUAAAAGAGUUAGUCAUGAAAUAUAAUGAAUUGAAAUUAACAGAUCUGAGAUAAAUAUUUUAUUUUACUUUUCUUUAAAAAAAAUAGCUUUCUUGUUAAUGGUCAGUUGUGGAUUUUACCUUCACAAACUAGAGAAUUAUUAUGUGCAUUUAGUAUUUUCAUUUAUUCUCUACCAUAUGGUGUCAUAUAAACUAUUUUAGGUUUUUCACAACAAGUGUUCACACACACACACACACACACACACACACACACACACACACACACACACACACACACACACACACACACACACACACACACACACACACACACAUACACACACACACACACACAUACACACACACACACACACAUACACACACACACAUAGUGUAGUGGUUAGCACACUCAGCUCACAACCAAGAAGGCCCAGGUUCAAAUCCCAGGCAUGGCGAGGCAAAUGGGCAAGCCUCUUAAUGUGUACCCCCUGUUCACCUAGCAGCAAGUAGGUACGGGAUCUAACCUGAGGGGUUGUGACCUCACUGUCCCGGUGUGUGGUGUGUCAUUGGUCUCAGUCCCACACAAAGAUCAGUCACUAUGAGCUCUGAGCUCUUUCCAUAGGGGAAUGGUUGGGUGGGUGACCAGCAGAUGACCGUAGGUGAAUCACACACACACAUCCACACAUUUAUGAAUGUGUUAUAUUCUAGAAAAAAAUAUUAAACAAGAAACAUUGUAAAUGUGAUUAUGUAUUUUCAUCUUUUCACAUAAGGCAAGAGACACAUGAAACAUUUUGUAGACAUGAUGAGAUGCAAGAAAACCUCUGGCAACACUCCUAUGAUGGUAUAGGUGAUUAGAAGCUGUGGGAUAUUGUGCUGCCCAGUACCACAAGAGUAUACAUGCAUACUGCAUAUUCCAGGAUUAUAACUGAAAAUUCAAAUUUUUUAAUAAGUUUUUACUCAUUGCAUAUCCUUUUCAUGGCAGUGUUAAGUUAAAAAGUUGUAAUUAAUUUAUUGUAACUUGGAGACCUUUAAUGCUGCUGUAGCUGUCAAAAGUUAUAUAAUAUUCAAAGACUUUUUUUUAUUUUUCAUUUAUAUUUAUGUGAUAGAUAAUAAUGAUCAAGCAUAGAGAACUGACAGGUUUGUGGUUAUGGACUCUCAAGAUGACACCCCUCCUCAGAUGGGGAAGCAUGCUGGAUAAAACUAUUAAUCAUAUGUUUACCCAAAUUCAAACGAAAGUGAUAUUGAAUUUGUCUAUUUCAAUUUCACUAUUCAUAUUAAUGGCAAGUGAUAAUGAGGUUUCAAAAAUGACUUGUUGUGUGGUGUUGAUCAUGUGCUACACCAGCAGAAGUCAGAAUUCCCUAAAACUUGUUUUACUUAUAUAAGUUGAUGUUACCAUCCAUGGUGCUUUUAGAAAUGUAAUCCCCACUUUUUGGAGGAGAUUAUUGUGCAUAUUUUAUAUGGAAAUGUAGCAGGUACAGCUAAGCUCUAUUUUAUGGCAAUUUCAGUGUCUUUCAAAAGUUGGCAAGAUAAGCUAAAUACAAUGCUAGUCUGUUAACUUUACCAGGGCCAAAAUGCUGAUAGUCUGAGUUUUUAAUAUAGAAAAUUAUAAUUUGGAAAGAAAAGUUGGAAUUCAUAAAGGCAAACAACUAUGGUGUAAAGUAAAAAUCAUCUGAUUAGAUUCUGGAAUCAGGCAAUUAAGAGAAGAAUUACAAAAGAAAUAUUAGUAUUGCAAUUUUAGAUGAUAAGAACUGAUAAAUUUAAAGAUACAAAUGGCAGUUUUAAAGAAUGUACAUUUGUUGCUUCCUGUAUCAAGUCACAUUUUUUGUGAGUCACAAGCUGUUCCCCAUGCACAAGCCAGAUAAAAGACAAAUCUUGUAGCCAUUGAGGCUCAGGCUGGGUGAAAACACUGGCUCAGGAGUGUAUGUGAGUGUAAAGGUCAGUGACAAGAGAUAAUGAGUCAAGCUAAAGUUUUGUAUUAUAUGUUCUGAGUGUAAAGAGCAUAUCUAAAGGAGGCAGUAAACUCCCAGUGGCAGACAUCAUGAAGUUCAAGUACAAAUCACACGCCUAUGGGGGAUUGCUGUAAUGGUAUUCAGCACUGCAACAGCCAACUAAUUAGGAAGAGGCCAUCUGGCAAAUAUAAUGGGGAAAGUUGUGACCACAGCAUGUUCAAAUAGUAGUGAUUUUAUACCAAAGUUAUAUGUAUAAGCAACAAUCAGUGUUGAAAUAGUUGAAAACUCCAUUAAGCAGAAUUGCUGCUGUUAUAUUUCAAUUAAUAGACUUUUACUAUAUCAUGAUUAGUGUUCAUCUAAAUAUAUAAAAGGUGCUUGAUGUAUACAGUCACUUCUAUAGUGUAUGAUCAAAUGAUGAAAUAAAGGAAAAUUUCACAA